Knipowitschia caucasica is the source of this 414-nucleotide messenger RNA. The record is from the annotation of a GenBank genome assembly. Lineage: Eukaryota; Metazoa; Chordata; Actinopteri; Gobiiformes; Gobiidae.
AUGGUGAUGUCCCAAGGAACGUACACAUUUCUGGCUUGUUUUGCCGGGUUUUGGAUGAUUUGGGCGGCUGUGGUCCUCCUCUGCUGCUUCUGCAGUUUCCUCCAGAGACGUUUAAAGAGCCUCAGAGAGGAGCCGCUGACGGGGGCUGAGUCUAUGUCCUGCCCCCCUCAAGGUCACCCACCUUCCCACAUCACACCCGCUCCAGCAGAGCCGAGGGAGACCACGCAGCUCUGCCAGCCACAAGUCUGUCCAUCACAGGCCUACCAGCCUCAGCUUUGUCCAUCACAGGUCUGCCAGGCACAGGUCUGCCAGUCACAAGUCUGCAAUCUACAGGCUGUGUCCAGUACCACGCCGCUCCAAAUCCCACACUUGCUGCCUCAAGCCAACUGGGUCACCAUGACAACAGGUAAUUAA